Messenger RNA from Drosophila arizonae, 1156 nucleotides. Its product is annotated as arginine-hydroxylase NDUFAF5, mitochondrial. Lineage: Eukaryota; Metazoa; Arthropoda; Insecta; Diptera; Drosophilidae. Gene Ontology annotation, biological process: mitochondrial respiratory chain complex I assembly. Gene Ontology annotation, cellular component: mitochondrion. Gene Ontology annotation, molecular function: S-adenosylmethionine-dependent methyltransferase activity. The record is from RefSeq and is a predicted model, not a curated record.
AGUAUUGUUUUCUUAGCUGCUGCCGGCAUUACGGCACAAUAUUAUUCAAUAAUGCUCAAAACGUGCGCGAAACAUUUAACAAACAAUUAUGGCACAAUGCGCUGCCUUUCGAUGCAGCCAUCGCACAUGAAUAUUUUCGACAGAAAUGCAAAACGACUACAAAAAGAAAGAGCGGCACUUAACCAAGAUGUGGCGCUAUAUGAUUAUCUUAAGGAGGAGGUGGGCUUCCGUUUAUCGGAUCGUGUGUUUGACAUAAAGCGCGAAUUCAAAACCGCUGCCGAUAUAGGCUGCAACCGUGGUUAUAUAUCAAAGCACAUCCUCGCCGAGUGUGUGGAGCACCUGACCUUGACCGACACAAGUGCCUCCAUGCUGGAACAGGCGCAGGGCACACCAGGGCUUCGAAUGAGCAAAUUACUGCAAGACGAGGAGCAACUGGAUUUUGAAGAGAACUCCAUGGACUUGAUAAUAUCUAGCUUGAGUCUGCACUGGGUCAACGAUUUGCCUGGCUGCUUUGCGCGUAUUAAACGUAGCUUAAAGCCGGAUGGCGUGUUUAUUGCUUCGCUAUUUGGUGGUGACACGUUGUACGAGUUGCGUUCCUCGUUGCAGCUGGCGGAGCUGGAGAGAAAGGGCGGAAUCGCUCCUCACGUUUCGCCCUUUACUCAAAUACGUGAUAUAGGCUCGUUGCUCAAUCGAGCCGGUUUUACGAUGUUAACCAUAGAUACGGACGAGAUAGUCAUCGGCUAUCCCAGCAUGUUUGAGCUGAUGUGGGAUCUGAAGGGCAUGGCCGAGAACAAUGCCGCCUUCAAUAGACCCGCCCAUCUAAGUCGCGAAACUUUAAUGGCAGCGAGUGCUAUUUACAAGGAGCUCUACGGCAAACCGAACGAGGAAGGCGUCCCAGCGACAUUUCAAAUUAUCUACCUGGUGGGCUGGAAGCCGGGGCCCAAUCAGCCGCAGCCACUGCCCCGAGGCACUGCUGACGUAUCCCUUAAGGAUCUGGGCAACAUAUUCGAAAAGGGCGGCAAAAUUAAAAUCGAUGCCGAAUCUUAAGCCUAUGAAUAUUUGCUAAACAAAUCGUAUUUAUGUUUGAAACGCACUUCAAAAAUUUAAUUUACAAUGAACUUGUAACUUAAAUAAAGUUAAAAUAAACUUAUUCUGA